Molecule: messenger RNA, 837 nt
Organism: Stylonychia lemnae
Lineage: Eukaryota; Ciliophora; Spirotrichea; Sporadotrichida; Oxytrichidae
Source: the annotation of a GenBank genome assembly
AUGGAAGAAGACGACGAAGAUUAUUCAUAAAGACUUCCAACAAAUGAAGGAGCAAAGUCAGAGAAAAAAUUCCCUCCAGAAGCAGUAUUGCUAUCACCCAAAAUGAGAAAAAUUACUAACUAUACACUACUAUCAUAGCAACCUUGUGGUGGUACUGGCAGAGGAAAUGUUCAUUUUAUGGCAACUCCAGGCUCCCGAAACUUCAUUGCUUGGAAAAUAGUCCAUCCUUCACCUAAAGGCAAUUGCACUAUUAGAUUAGGUUAAGGCCCAGAUGAAAAUGACUUCAAAGUUUUAUUCCCUCUUGAUAAAAGUGCUGAUAAAAAAGGAUCAUUCCCUUGUGGAAGAGAGGAGACUGGUCUUGAUGGAAAAGAAGUUGUUUUCCCAGUUAACUUCACCUGCGAUACUUGCACUUUAUAAUUCGAGUGGACAACUGAACUUGGGCAAAUGCAUAUGUGCUCUGAUGUUGUUAUUAUUGACAAGGAAAUUGAAGAGUGCGCUGGAAAAUGUCAAAAUCUAGGUAUUUGUUAGAAUGGAGAGUGCAAAUGUAGAAAGAGUUAUUCAGGAGCUUACUGUUAAUACAAAGAUGUCGAUUCAUCACCCAUUCUAUAUUACUUAAUGGUUUUCUUGGUUCUUUUAGUUAUAAUCGCAUGUCUAUUUUAUGGAGCAAUCUAUAUAAUGAAGUAUAUUGUAAGCAGAUUUUUAUUUAUGAUCUUAAUUUAGGAGAAAAGAAGAAGGGAAGAGGAAUCAAUUAGGUAAAAUGCAAAUAUAGAUAAUAUCACAGAUUAUAAGUCAGGAGUACCUAGUCAAGCAGCUUCAAAUCAAUUCAGAAGAAGAUGA